Messenger RNA from Nezara viridula (southern green stink bug), 192 nucleotides. The record is from the annotation of a GenBank genome assembly. Lineage: Eukaryota; Metazoa; Arthropoda; Insecta; Hemiptera; Pentatomidae.
AUGCCUCAUCACGUUUUGCAUCUCAUUUUAUCGAACCAUUAUCACAUGAAACAGGAUUGGAGGUGCAGUGAGGGCUGCCUACAAUGGGAUUCCCUUUGGCUACCAGACUCCGCACAGCGAGUGGCUCCUACUAAAUUGGGUUUAUCCCUCCAGAAGGGCCGUAAGUCAUAUUGUAUUUGGAAUGCCCUUUGA